AUGGCGGCUGCGUUCCUUCGCGUGAACAUACUAAACGAUGGUUCUUGUCAACACGCGUCGUCCCCCUCGCUACACUCCAGCUUGGGUAUUAUGUGUCUCUCUAGACAGCCGCUUCUUACGUAUUUCUCAAGACUUGGAACAUUUUAUCCACGCAAGACUCACCGCCAUCUCCCUCAUCCCAUCCCCCGUCCAACUUCGAUCCAGAAACCUUCAGCAUUGCCUGUUCGUACGAACCUUAGCGACAUGUCAAAAACCGAAACUUCUCUAGUUAUCCGUCUGAGCGUGUUCCAACCAACGCUCAACGAAGGCGUCGACGCAUCUUUCGACUGGGAUAUUACCCAGGAUAUGGCCAGGCUGAAGCUCGGCGCCGUCGGUGACCUUAUAGAUGACAUCAGGGCCGACUGGGGAUUUCACCUCAGUCCAAGCUAG
This is a messenger RNA of Suillus clintonianus, 429 nucleotides long. RefSeq lists its product as uncharacterized. The record is from RefSeq and is a predicted model, not a curated record. Bases 1 to 429 code for a protein of 142 amino acids. The transcript has a single exon. Lineage: Eukaryota; Fungi; Basidiomycota; Agaricomycetes; Boletales; Suillaceae.